CCAUACAUACCGUACCGUGUCUGUCUGUGCCAACCGAUUCGCGGGUGGCUUUUGAGUGUGAGUUCGGCUUUGCUUUGCCUUGGUUUUCAAGAAGGCGGGACGGGUGUGUUCAAAUCAGGUGCGCAGAUAAACUUGUCAUUGAAAGUUCGGCAUGCCGAUGGCAUGGUCUUCCUUUUUUUUUCGGAAAAAAAAAGUAGAAUCAGUGUGAGGCUGUGGUAUUGUCAUCUCGAUUUGCUAACUUGUAUUUUGAUCAUAGGAUAGAGUGUACGACUCAUUUAUUGGUUUCCGUUCUGAUUCAACGAGGGCAAAGAGUAGAUUCGUGGCGAUACCCUUGACUUCUCGGGGAAGAUAGGAUAGAACUGGAGAAGAGGAAGCCAAUCAAUUGAUAUCAAUAUCAAAGACCAAUAACGGAGCAAAGGACGGGAGUCAUGGCAACACCUCAGAACAACCCGGGGCUGCCGAGCCCACCAUUCUUCAACAUCGGCAACAUCAAUAAUCUAAGGGAUGCCGCGCUGGCCGAGGGAGGCUUGAAGACGGAAUCAGGACUGCUUGUAAGGACUGGAGUUCUAUUUCGGAGCGCGGAUGUCAGUUUUCUGGAUCGGGAAGGGUGGGAGAAGGCGAGGAAAAUUGGAAUCGCACACGUCUUCGACCUACGUAGCAAGCCCGAAGUCGAGAAAGGCUGGAAAGGCAUCACAGGCGAAGCUGCGAAUCAAGAAGACGUAGACAUCAGACUCGCCAGGGAAGAAGGCAUGAAGAGUGCCGGCGUGCAACGGUCCUGGGUUCCUGUUUUCGAAGACACGGACUAUUCGCCAGAACGACUGGCUGAAAGAUACAUGCACUACGUCGAUGAAUCCUCCCAAGGCUUCGUCCAAGCAUACCACGACAUCCUUAUGCACGCCGGUCCAGCAUACCGCACUAUUUGCCAGUACCUCGCGUCUCUCCCAUCACAUACCAAUGACAGCACUACGACUACUGGCCCUGCAGCUGGUGCGCUGAUCCACUGCACAGCAGGCAAAGACCGUACAGGCAUCUUCUACGGCAUCCUGCUGUCCUUCCUCGGAGUCCCCGAUGACGUCGUCGCAGCCGAGUACUCGCUCACCGAGGUCGGGCUUGCGCAUAUGCGUGAAUCGGUUGUCGAGAGAUUACUCCAGGGUCCAGGGUUCGAUGUUUAUAUGCGGAAGCUGAUGAGCGAUGAUGCUGCUGCUAAUGCGAAUGGAGAGUUUCCGCCAGAGAUUCUGGAGAAAGGAAAACAGGCAGCGUUGAGGAUGAUGGGAGCGAGGAAGGAGAGUAUGCUGGGUGGGUUGGAGAUGGUGAGGAAGGAAUGGGGAAGUGCGGAGGGAUAUUUGAGGAAGGUUUGCGGGCUGGAUGACGGGGAGGUGGAGGGGUUGAGGGAGGCUCUUUUGGUGGGGAGCUGA
This is a messenger RNA of Periconia digitata, 1415 nucleotides long. NCBI's taxonomy places the organism in Eukaryota, Fungi, Ascomycota, Dothideomycetes, Pleosporales, Periconiaceae. The record is from the annotation of a GenBank genome assembly.